GAACAAAGAUUAUUGAUUGACAGUCAUCAGCUUGUUCUUCUCCUCUGUCAGCCAAUCAUCACUGCAGCAAAGAUGGCGUCAGUCUUUUUGUUUUCUUUGUUGCUCUGUUUGUCCAGCGGACUGUUGGCUGCUGGUAAACCUGCCUGCCCUCCUGGUUGGACUCAGUUUGGCUCUCGCUGUUUUGCUUUCUACAGCCAGGCAAAGACCUGGGCCGAUGCAGAGUUCUUAUGCCGGCACGCUCAUGGGAAUCUGGCUUCCAUCCACUCAGCUGAGGAACAUGCAUUCCUCAAAAACUACAUUCACCAAGUGACCGGUACACAGAGAACUUCCUGGAUCGGAGGCACUGACGCAGUGCAGGUGUUUAGGUGGUUGUGGACUGAUAGAUCCCACUUCACCUACACAAGCUGGAAUGCGGGGGAGCCUAACAACCACGGCGGAGCGGAGUUCUGUAUUGUGAUGAACUGGGGUGGAGCAAACUGGAACGACUGGGCUUGUAACAACCAGGCUUCUUUUGUGUGCUCCAAGAACAUUGUGUAACUCUACCACACCAUCAUGAUGCCUCUCCAGCUCAUCUCUAAUCUCUAUCAUUGAUUCCCUUUCAGUUUGUUCAGCAGACAGAAACAGCUCUCUGCUGACAGAUGACUCACUUUCACUUGUUUAUUAUCUGAAGAGUUAGGGAACAGUUCACAUUUGGGUUUAGAAUUAGACAGAAACUGGCUCACUGAUCUGGACAAAACUAAUCAGUAAUUGGACUUUAAUCUACAGUAAAAAAAAACACAAAAUGAAAUAGAGAGAACAUUUGAAUACUUGCACAUCUUUUUCAUUUUACAGUUAGUUUACUGAAUAUUAUCUGUUAUAAACAGCGCCAAAUCAUCUGAUAAAAUAUUAACAGACUAAUUAGAUUUCUCUCUGAGAGUUAUUAUUCAGAUCAAUACAACUCAUGUGUGUACGCUAAAUAUGAAGUUCCCUCAAGCAGACGUUAGCUUAGCUUAGCAAAAAGACUGGAAACAGGGUAAUCAGGUAGCUUAGCUUAGCAUAAAGACUGGAAACAGCUAGCUUGACUCCGUCCAAAGGUAAACCUACCAGACAUGAGUGGUGGUGACCUUUUUAUCCAAAAUGUCCAGAUAGAAAAUUAAAAGUGUAUAUUUUGUCGAACCUUUCUGUGAUACAAGAGGAGAAUGCAACUGUAAUAACACUUCAUAAUAAUUAUUAAUAAUUCAUAUAGUCCACUGGUUUAAUGAACUGGUUACUUUUUAUUCCUAAAACUGAUGUGUUGUGUUCUUUAUUCAUCUGAUUUCCUUUACUAUAUAAUCAACUAAGCAUUCAAAAAUAAAAGACAUAUUGUCACA
Molecule: messenger RNA, 1349 nt
Organism: Perca fluviatilis (European perch)
Lineage: Eukaryota; Metazoa; Chordata; Actinopteri; Perciformes; Percidae
Product: galactose-specific lectin nattectin-like
Exons: 7
Coding region: 73-537 (154 amino acids)
Molecular function (GO): signaling receptor activity
Source: RefSeq, a predicted model, not a curated record